CGGCGGGAGCCGAGCCCCAGCGGACCGAGCUGCGGCCGCAGCGGGCGGCGGGUGCAGAGGCGGCGGCGGGGUGGUCAGGCGACGGCGAUGCGGCGGCCGCGCUGAGCCUGCCCGCUCCUGGCGCUGGGGGAACCGGCCGCGCGGGGCGGCAGCAUGCGGGGCGGCGAGGAGCUGGACGGCUUCGAGGGCGAGGCCUCGAGCACCUCCAUGAUCUCGGGCGCCAGCAGCCCGUACCAGCCCACCACCGAACCGGUGAGCCAGCGCCGCGGGCUGGCCGGCUUGCGCUGCGACCCCGACUACCUGCGCGGUGCGCUCGGCCGCCUCAAGGUCGCCCAAGUGAUUUUGGCCCUGAUUGCAUUCAUCUGCAUCGAGACCAUCAUGGAAUGCUCCCCAUGCGAAGGCCUCUACUUUUUUGAGUUCGUAAGCUGCAGUGCAUUUGUGGUGACUGGGGUCCUGCUGAUUCUCUUCAGUCUCAACCUUCAUGUGAGGAUCCCCCAGAUCAACUGGAACCUGACAGAUUUGGUCAACACUGGACUCAGCACUUUCUUUUUCUUUAUUGCCUCAAUUGUACUGGCUGCUUUAAACCACAAAACCGGAGCGGAAAUUGCUGCUGUGAUAUUUGGCUUCUUGGCAACAGCAGCCUAUGCAGUGAGCACAUUCCUGGCCGUGCAGAAGCGGAGAGUCAGCCUCCGCCAGCAGAGCACUAAUGACUACAUCCGAGCUCGCACUGAGUCCAGAGAUGUGGACAGUCGCCCCGAGAUCCAGCGCCUGGACACAUGAGACCCUCCAGGAGUCCUCCCUCCUCUGCCCUCACACCCAUUCUUCUAAUCAAGUUUUCUUUCUCUCAGCACGCCAGAUUUUUGUGUGGUCCAGUUGAAUUUUGUCCUGUUUGGUAAAAAUUCACUUUGGGAAAGGGUGUCUAGAGUGACUGAUCCGUGAUGGCCUGAAGAACCCAGGUCCUCCAGCAUUGGGUGCCUGUGGGGGCAGCUGACUUCAGUGCCUGCUCCAGGGCUGAACUGUCUAUCUCAGAACACACAGUCUCAUCUGACUCUGAGCUGCCCUGCCUUGUGUAUCUGUGACCAGUCUAAACUGAAGUGGCUUUGAGAAGGGAGCUAUGUUACAAGAUAGCGGUACAGGGCUGCAACAGCCAGUGAGGUUCGUGGACAACCCCUAGGGGAGCUAGGAGUGGGUGUUGAGUCUGGCUGGUAGAUCCACCUCAUUGUCUUCCAUGCCCAGGGCACCUAGGCAGCCAGCGUGGCCUGGGUGGGACUGAGGGGCUUGGUGAAUAGAUGUGCUCCUGUAACCUCCUUGCCAGGUCUUUAUGUUACAGGGACAGGAAAACCUAGUGCCCUGUGGGACCACUGACUCACAGAACAGUGACCAUUUGUCUCCUACCCUGCUGAGAGAGCACUUGAUUCCUCCUCAAACGAAUCACCUUCCUGUGGUCCAUAUUCACUUCCUGGGGUGGAGGCCAUCAUCUCCGCCAGCCCCCUGCCUACCUUACACAUCUUGAGGCUGAAUUGUGGCAGUUUGAGCACCUUUACCUUCUCAGGUGAAAGCUGCAGAAGAAACCGUACGUCCACCAGCAGUGGCACUGGCUCACAGAUCACGUGUGUGUAUGUGGGGCAGGCAGAGUGUGUGUAUGUAUGUGUGUUAAAAAGCAACACACUCAAAUUCACACUUCUAUUGUAUGGACGUGUCUAAUUCUCUGAAUAUCCAAGGCAAGCUCUAAAGUGAUUCAGAGUCAGUUUAUCUAGGAUUUGAAAAUACUUGAAUCUGCACCAGGACACAUCUUUCCACAGAUGUGCCAUAGGCACUAUCGUCAUUUUGGGUGCCUGAGUGUCCUCACUAUGAACACCAGUCCUGGAACAUGUUAGGAAUUCUAGUUACAUCCGGCUUUUGGAUUGGUUCUUGAUAAACUGAAGAUUAUUUUCGUGGUAAAUGAGUUGAGCAGGCCCCAUCAUGCUGUAAUGUUGUUGUUGUUAAUUGUUGUUGUUGUUGUUAGAGACUAAUUAUAUCUGUUUGGAAAAUUGUUUUAACAUGUCAGGUUCUCUCUCUGAACUGUUGAUGUUUACAGACCUUAUUGUAGCUCUGAUAUUUUGUGUGUAGCCUCACCAAGGAGAAGACAUGGCUGUUGGAAAGGUAUUGCAAUAGCAGAGAGCCCCCGCCAUCUCCUACUGAGACUGUUCAUAGCCUGAGCAGUGUCUUUUGUAGUUUAUAACCCAGAAGCGGGUGGCAAGGCUGGGGAGGAAAGUCUGAGGAGGUGGGUGCCCCUGUGUGCAUGGCUCUGCAUCAUUCAGGGAAGAGCAGUGAUGUAUGGUUGAAUAGCAAAGAGGAGCUAUUGUCAGAUACCACUGUGGGCUCCGGAGUCCACAGGAAGUAGGAUCAGGCUGUAUCUGGCUGGGGGCCGGGUUGGGGAGUCCAGUGUAAUCCAGCGCUGCUGUGGUUCCAUGUUGGCAGUAGUCUGGGUCACAUGUUCAAAGGACAGCUAGUCUGGUAUAACUCCCCUCCCUGCUCCUCUUCUCCUCUAGAGUGCGGCCUGGGUCUGGCCCUUGCCCAGCUCCUGAUAGAGAUUUCUGUCCUUGAAUGUCGUGAGGCUGUCAGUAUACCCUGUGUUGUCGCAACUUUGAACCUGUUGCGUGUUGUGAUACGGGGAGUGGAUGACAUCUGGUUUUAUCUGUUUUACAUGGUUAUUUUGAAUUUGUUGAGUAUGUCUACACAAUCAAAAUCAAAUUCCCUUUAAAAUAGGGUCACAAAGACUUGAUCUACAUCAGAUGGGCCCCCCUUGGAAGGACCAUCCUGAGCUCUAUCAUGUUACUGGGCCUCAGGAAAAAGCCACCUUUGAAGUGAGCCGGAAGAAAGAAGCAUUCAGACUGGAUUGCUGCUCAUUUUCCCAAGUCACUUCAAUAAAACCAUUUUAUCAUGUGCUGAAAGGAGGCCUCUGAGAGUGUUGUCAGCUGAAAGACAUAAUCCUGAGGCCCAGGGAGACCGUGAAUACUGAGAUACGAUUAAAGUGCUAGGCUCUUAGGGCCUGAAAGACUUGAGUUAGUUGCAUCUUGGUGUCAGAAUUAUUAUCUUUGUAAUUAUUUAUAUCCCAGUAACUAUUUAAUAUCCUUUGUGUUAUGAAGCUUCCCUGUGGCUUUUGUAUAUGUAUUUCCUUGUACUAUUUAACUAGCUCCCAUAGAGCCAGAAGUGGCUUAUACACGUUCUAAUAGCGUGAUGCACAGCCCCACUCCUGUACAGCCACUGUGGUGAGGAAAAGCCAUGAAGGGAAUAUGGUUGCCUACAGGGAACGCAAAGAUGUCUGUCUUUUUCUUGUUAUGCUUCUAUGCAAACAGAAAAUAAUCUAGAUCUAGGUUUUUUAAUGAUCUCUGCAAAUUGAAAAAAAAGCAUAUUUUUGUGUUUAUUAAGUCUAUUACAGACCAGUGUCACUUAGGUGUUGGGCAUUUUAAGUCAACCUUAGCUUAUUUUGUUUCCCUUAUUUUGACUUUCCCAUUUGGAGCAAAACUUGAAGGGAAAUGCAGUUGUUGGGAACAUCUGGUGUGGCCAUGGAGAUGGUGGGGUUCAAGUCCUCUCACAUUUGGUAGUUUGGAUGGAUGUAAACACUGACAUCCUCAGAGAAGGUGUGGCGCUGUGUCUGUUGACUGUUCUCUACCCUUCCUGCAGAAGGCACAGAGGGUAAGCACUUUUCCUUUAUGAAUGGAGAGCAAGGAAACCCAAGGUACUUACUGCCUCCUAGGAAGAGUGAACACAUUGAUGGAAUGGAUUCUCUUCAGAGAAGUUCCACUUAAAGUGAUUGCUACAGAAAAAGUAAGAAUGCAGUAAGCUUCCCACACCCAGUGCCCACAUCUUUCUUAGCAAUGUGCUAAAACACCGGAGUGGGUAGAGCCUGGGCACAGGGAAGCCAGCAAGGAUCAGCCGUGGUCCUUGUGCAGAGUGAGCACUUGACCUUGGGGCCCUUUUAUGGCCCCCGGCUAGAAGGCUCACACCCAUGGGCAGACCUGGUACACCCGGCUCCCACCUAUGCUGGCUGCUUCUGGAGAGAGUUUUGUGGCUCACCUGAAAACAUUUUUUCUCUUUUCAAGUUUCUUCUAUCUUCUUUGAAGGUUUUUCUAGUGGUCCA
Chionomys nivalis (European snow vole) is the source of this 4123-nucleotide messenger RNA. It is a transcript of the gene Cmtm4, whose product is annotated as CKLF like MARVEL transmembrane domain containing 4. The record is from RefSeq and is a predicted model, not a curated record. Gene Ontology annotation, cellular component: membrane. Bases 154 to 780 code for a protein of 208 amino acids. The transcript is spliced from 4 exons. Lineage: Eukaryota; Metazoa; Chordata; Mammalia; Rodentia; Cricetidae.